This is a messenger RNA of Oncorhynchus kisutch (coho salmon), 2855 nucleotides long. RefSeq names its product mothers against decapentaplegic homolog 5. Gene Ontology annotation, molecular function: I-SMAD binding; RNA polymerase II cis-regulatory region sequence-specific DNA binding; DNA-binding transcription factor activity, RNA polymerase II-specific. The transcript has 8 exons. Bases 686 to 2086 code for a protein of 466 amino acids. Lineage: Eukaryota; Metazoa; Chordata; Actinopteri; Salmoniformes; Salmonidae. Gene Ontology annotation, cellular component: heteromeric SMAD protein complex. The record is from RefSeq and is a predicted model, not a curated record. Gene Ontology annotation, biological process: BMP signaling pathway; cell differentiation; SMAD protein signal transduction.
CCCAGGCGUGACGCCAGGACGGAGGAGUCGGGAAACAAGUCGGAAAUUAAAAAACACAACUCCAUGUCGGACUGCUUUAAAUAGAGAGAAAUUAAUAAGGAAGCGACCAGCCUGACUCAAUUAUUCAAAGGUUCUACACUAGACCUUAACCGAGGCGCUGGUCACCACAUAUGGACUAAACCAGAGACUCAGAAAGAGAGAGGGAGAAGAGGAGAGAAUAGGUCCUUUCCCCCCCCCCCCCCUCUAUUUUAUAUCUGCCUAUCGACUAGCUACGUUUGUAAAUCCUCUGGGCUGUUGUGUCCCAGAGGGGGGGAUCUCAGCUGGACUUGUUCCCCAAACUGCACUCCCCUCAGUGGGGUUGGUUGUGACCCAGUGCCAGGGUACAUCCCACCUCACGGCAGGCUUUCCUUUCCUGAGCAGCUGUGUCCUGCCUGCGUCCUGCCUCUAUUUCCUGUCCUUGGUGUGCAAGGCUAAGCCUCCUCUCUCCACCCCCCCAACCACCACACACACACACACACACACACACACACACACACACACACACACACACACACACACACACACACACACACACACACACACACACAAACAUUCUCCCUCCCUGUUGACUGUGAUCCAAGAAGAGGACUCGUCAAUCACCUAACUUUCUGGUAAAUUUCUCCCUCUCACCACAGACAGCAGCACCAUGACCUCUAUGUCCAGCCUCUUCUCCUUCACCAGUCCAGCUGUGAAGCGUCUGCUGGGGUGGAAGCAGGGGGACGAGGAGGAGAAAUGGGCUGAGAAGGCUGUUGACGCUCUGGUCAAGAAACUGAAGAAGAAGAAGGGAGCCAUGGAGGAUCUGGAGAAAGCCCUCAGCAGCCCAGGACAGCCCAGUAAGUGUGUGACCAUCCCUCGGUCUCUGGACGGUCGUCUCCAGGUGUCUCACAGGAAGGGUCUCCCCCACGUUAUCUACUGCAGAGUGUGGAGGUGGCCCGACCUACAGUCUCACCACGAGCUCAAACCUCUGGAGGUGUGUGAAUACCCCUUUGGCUCCAAGCAGAAGGAGGUCUGCAUUAACCCCUACCACUACAAGAGAGUAGAGAGCCCAGUGCUGCCUCCGGUGUUGGUGCCUCGCCACAGUGAGUUCAACCCCCAACACAGCCUCUUAGUCCAGUUCAGGAACAUGACUCACAACGAGCCCCACAUGCCCGUGAACGCCACCUUCCCAGAGUCCUUCCAGCAGCACAGCGGGGGCAGCGGCUCCUCCUUCCCAAUCUCCCCCAACUCCCCCUACCCUCCCUCCCCAGCCUCCAGCGGAGGGGUGGGCACCUACCCCAACUCGCCUGCCAGCUCCGGACCCUCCAGCCCCUUCCAGCUUCCAGCUGAUACCCCACCCCCGGCUUACAUGCCCCCUGACGAGCAGAUGGGACAGGAGGGGUCCAUGGAGACCGGCAGCAGCGGGCCCAGGAACAUGCCUAGUGGGGAUGUGCAGCCAGUGGAGUACGAGGAACCAAGCCACUGGUGCAGUAUUGUGUACUAUGAGUUGAACAACAGAGUGGGUGAGGCCUACCAUGCUUCUUCUACCAGCGUCCUGGUGGACGGCUUCACCGACCCCUCCAACAACAAGAACCGCUUCUGCCUGGGGUUGCUCUCCAACGUCAACCGUAACUCAACCAUAGAGAACACACGCCGCCACAUCGGCAAAGGGGUCCACCUGUACUACGUAGGAGGUGAGGUGUAUGCAGAGUGUCUGAGUGACACCAGUAUCUUCGUUCAGAGUCGUAACUGUAACUAUCAUCAUGGUUUCCACCCCACCACGGUGUGUAAGAUCCCUAGUGGCUGCAGUCUGAAGAUCUUUAACAACCAGGAAUUUGCUCAGCUACUGGCCCAGUCUGUGAACCAUGGCUUUGAGGCUGUCUAUGAACUGACCAAGAUGUGCACCAUCCGAAUGAGCUUUGUAAAGGGCUGGGGAGCUGAGUAUCACCGACAAGAUGUCACCAGUACCCCCUGUUGGAUAGAAGUGCACCUUCACGGCCCUCUGCAGUGGCUGGAUAAAGUGCUGACACAAAUGGGCUCUCCUCUCAACCCCAUCUCUUCAGUGUCCUAAUGGUUACCCCACAGACCAGACUCAACCCCCCCCAUCUCGUCAGUGUACUAAUGGUUAACCCCCCCCCCCCCCCCCAACAGACCAGACUCUCAACCUCUCAUCUCUUCAGUGUCCUAAUGCCCCCCCACCCACAGACCAGACUCUAAACCUCAAUCUCUUCAAUGUCCUUUAGGUGGCUUGCCAGGCUGGGAGAUUCUUUCACAUUUUUUCCAAACUUAACUUUAUAAUUUUUUUGCAAUGUUUAAUGAGCAAAAGCAGGUCUUCAAAGGCUGAACUGUUUCCACUAUCUGACAGCAGAAGGGGUUUUGAACCCAGAGCAGCAGAAUUAUGUUGAGAAAGAGCAGAAGAUAGACUUAAAAACCGACAGAAGAAUAUUCAGAGUAGCGGCACAAAAUAUUGGACAAACUACUGCUCUGAGUCAUCACUACCAACCAUGUGCUGCUUCUAUUGAGAGUAGUAGGACUUGGAAGCAUGUACCUUAAAUGUUUCUGAUUUUGCAUAAAAAAAAUGUUUCAUUGUUUGGUAAUGAUUUUUCUUCAGCUAAAAGAAAAUGAUGUAUCACUACUCUGCCUUUACCACAGUCAAACUACUUGUGAUUUUACUCUAACUUUCAUUUCUUGCCAUCUUAAGGUAUAGAUAUCAUUAUGUUCACUAUUAGACCCAGAUCUCAUAACAAAAUGUUAACUUUAAAAAAAAUAGUUUCUAUCGCUAGAAGAAAAAACAACAACACUGAUUUACUGCCUUAAAUAAAGUAUGUCUAACUAAUAAA